This is a messenger RNA of Homo sapiens (human), 1204 nucleotides long. RefSeq names its product mitochondrial ribosomal protein S7 (gene MRPS7). The record is from RefSeq and is marked reviewed. Lineage: Eukaryota; Metazoa; Chordata; Mammalia; Primates; Hominidae. Gene Ontology annotation, cellular component: mitochondrial small ribosomal subunit; mitochondrial inner membrane; mitochondrion. The coding region runs from base 23 to 751 and encodes 242 amino acids. The transcript has 5 exons. Gene Ontology annotation, biological process: translation.
GGGGUCCUCGUGGCCAGCCAAGAUGGCUGCCCCCGCAGUGAAGGUUGCCCGAGGAUGGUCGGGCCUGGCGUUGGGCGUGCGGCGGGCUGUCUUGCAGCUUCCAGGGCUAACUCAGGUGAGAUGGAGCCGCUAUAGUCCUGAAUUCAAGGAUCCCUUGAUUGACAAGGAAUAUUAUCGCAAGCCAGUGGAGGAGCUAACUGAGGAGGAGAAAUAUGUUCGGGAGCUCAAGAAGACUCAGCUCAUCAAAGCUGCUCCAGCAGGGAAAACAAGUUCUGUGUUUGAAGACCCAGUCAUCAGUAAAUUCACCAACAUGAUGAUGAUAGGAGGAAACAAAGUACUGGCCAGAUCCCUCAUGAUUCAGACUCUGGAAGCUGUGAAAAGGAAGCAGUUUGAGAAGUACCAUGCCGCUUCUGCAGAGGAACAGGCAACCAUCGAACGCAACCCCUACACCAUCUUCCAUCAAGCACUGAAAAACUGUGAGCCUAUGAUUGGGCUGGUACCCAUCCUCAAGGGAGGCCGUUUCUACCAGGUCCCUGUACCCCUACCCGACCGGCGUCGCCGCUUCCUAGCCAUGAAGUGGAUGAUCACUGAGUGCCGGGAUAAAAAGCACCAGCGGACACUGAUGCCGGAGAAGCUGUCACACAAGCUGCUGGAGGCUUUCCAUAACCAGGGCCCCGUGAUCAAGAGGAAGCAUGACUUGCACAAGAUGGCAGAGGCCAACCGUGCCCUGGCCCACUACCGCUGGUGGUAGAGUCUCCAGGAGGAGCCCAGGGCCCUCUGCCGCAAGAAACAGUGUGAGCUACUGCCACGCUGAAAACUACCUGUGGGUUAAGGAUGUAGUUCCUUUGUAAGGGUGGGCAGGCCUCGUAAGAAAGAUGUAGCAGCAUAUUCACUAUCCGUUAAUCCUUCUUUCUUUGAGGCUGGAACUUGCUCUCUCUGCCCCUAUUUCCUUGUAAAGAGGGAGCACAUUGACUUGGGAAUUUCCUCCAGGAAACUCAGGGCUGUUUUCUCUUCCCUUAGGUUGGGGCGGACCUUUGGAUAUAUAAAGGAAGCAGUUUUAGUAUCAGAAAAGAUUUAUUAGAAAAUUCUCACGCUGAACUGGUGUAGCAUGUGGUGCAGCAUUCAGUGAAACUGGCUGGAGGAAAUAGGCUUGUUUCCAGAGUUGUCCUUAUACAAAAUGUAUAAAAAGCAGUUUCUGGUGUGA